Periophthalmus magnuspinnatus is the source of this 6385-nucleotide messenger RNA. Its product is annotated as NLR family CARD domain-containing protein 3-like. Gene Ontology annotation, molecular function: protein binding. The record is from RefSeq and is a predicted model, not a curated record. The transcript is spliced from 9 exons. Bases 66 to 3086 code for a protein of 1006 amino acids. NCBI's taxonomy places the organism in Eukaryota, Metazoa, Chordata, Actinopteri, Gobiiformes, Gobiidae.
GGGGGAGGAGCAGAGACACAGAGGAGGAGCACUGGGCAGCAGACGGAGCAUGCACAGGUGUGAAAAUGUCAAAUCUACAGGAAACAAAGAGGAGGAGGAAGAGGAAGAUGAAGAGUGAUGAUGAAGAGCAGAGUGAUGUUGCACAAAAGAGGAAUCCUGGCCCCAGCAGUUUGGGGAAGAUGGAGUCGACUGGUCCCAGGCCUUUGUCACUGAAGAGUGAUAGUUCUAUGUUUCAGCCUAUGACCUUUCAACGAGGACCCAAAAGAUCCCAGCUUCCAGUUUGUUGCGUUUGUGAAAAGACUUUUGAAGAAGACCCUUUGUAUUUGACCUGUCCACAUGUGUCCUGUCCUCGCUGUGUAAAGGACGACACACAGAUCCACUGCCCUCAGUGUGGCACCGACCACAAACUGACAGGGGACAGUAAACUCUUUGACUUAACUGAGAAACUGAAGAACGAGAUGCUCAACAGGUUUUCUAUGACGACUGAAGGAACCAGAGAUGAGAGGACUCCCCUGAACCACAUCUACACUUCACUGUCCAUCAACUUUGGCAAGACAGAGGUUGUCCCAGAGCACUACUCCAAACACAUGAUGAUGAAAGAACAGGAUUCUCAAGAAGAAGUCCAAGUCAGUGACCUUUUCCAUAGUUCACCAGUGAAGACCAGAACUGUCCUGACAAACGGCGUGGCCGGAAUCGGAAAAUCAUUUUGGGUCCAGAAGUUCAUUGUGGACUGGGCUGAGGGCGCUGCUAAAAAAGAUACUCCUUUUGUUUUCUGUCUGGCUUUCCGAGAGCUUAAUCUGGUCAAAAAUGACACAAGUCUGCUCCAGCUCCUGACUGACUUCCACCCCGCUCUGAGCGGCAUAGACCCACAGGUCUUAGACUGCACUAAAGUGAUCCUGAUCCUGGAUGGUUUUGAUGAAAGCCGGUUUGACCUGGACUUCAGAAACACAGAGAGAGUCACGUCGCUCCAGGAGGUCACUUCUGUGUCCAGCCUCUUGUUCAACCUGAUCCAGGGAAACCUGCUCCCUACAGCCCAUCUCUGGAUCACCUCUCGGCCGGCGGCCGCUCAUCAGAUCCCUGGAGAGUUCAUCCACUCAGCCACUGAGAUUCAAGGUUUCAACAACCUCCAAAAGGACGAAUAUUUCAGGAAGAGGUUCAUGAACAAACCAGACCUCGCUAACAUGGUGAUUUCUCACGUGAAGUCGUCACAGACGCUGGACUUGUUGUGCCAGAUCCCCGUCUUCUGCUGGAUGUCCUCUGUUUUAUUUGAGGAGGUCUUUGGAGGAGAGGAGCAAACUGGAGCUCCUCAGACCCUCACUGAGAUGAUGGCAGCGUUUGUGUCUAUUCAAACCAAGCGCAGCAGCAGAAAAUAUGACGAGAACCCAGAGAAAGAGAGAACCAAACUUCUAAAAGCUAAAAGAGAGCUCCUCCUUAAAGUCGGCAAACUGGCCUUUAUCCACCUGCUAAAGAACAGCCUGAUCUUUUAUGAAGAAGAUCUACAACAGUGUGGACUCGACCCCAAAAAGGACACAGUCAAAUCUGGGUUUUUCAACUCCAUUCUCCAACAAGAGCGUCUGUUUUUGCAGCAGGAAGUGUAUUUCUUUGUGCAUCUGACCGUACAAGAGUUCUUUGCUGCUCUUUAUGUUUACGACAGUUUUACCAACAACGAACCCUGGGCUCCAGAGCUGAGCACCUUCAUGGGUCUAGAGUCAUCAGAGCUCUCCUCCAGACCCCCAAUGUUUGACCUCCUAAAGAUGGCCGUCGACAAAGUGUUGGAGAGGAACGGUGGUCACUUGUUCUUCUUCCAGCGUUUCCUUUUUGGUCUUGUGCUUGAAUCAAAUCACAGAUUUAUUCCUGGAUUACUGCUCCCUCUAGAGUCAAGUCAAGACACAGUUAAAAAAAUGUUGACUCACCUUAAAACUAUUCGACGCAAAACCGUCUCCCCAGACGCCUGCAUCAACCUGUUUCAAACCAUGGUGGAGAUGGGAGACACCAGGAUCAGUGAAGAGAUCCAGGAGUAUUUAAAGUCAGAGGACAGAGCUCGGGUGCAGCUGACUCCUCUGCACUGCUCUGCUCUGGCCUUCACUCUGCUGGUUUCUAAGAGUGUCCUGGAGGAGCUUGUGCUAAAGAGCUACAACACGUCAGAGGCAGGACGACGGAGGCUCAUCCCGGCUGUCAGGAGCUGCAGGAAGGCCAACCUGUCGGACUGCAGAGUGACUGAGGCUUUACUGAAGCCUCUCUCUUCAGCUCUGAUGUUUCCACACUCGUCUCUGAGAGAUUUGGAUCUGACCAACAGUGAUCUGGGGGACUCUGGAGUGGAGCUGCUCUGUGAGGGUCUGAGGAGUCCAGCCUGCAGACUCACAAUACUCAGGUUGUCCGGUUGCUUAGUGACAGACAAAGGCUGUGGUUUUCUGGUCUCAGCUCUAAAAUCAAACCCGUCCCAUCUGAAGGAGCUGGACCUCAGUUAUAACCACCUGGAGUCAGGAGGAAGAGCCCUGACCGAACUAAAGACAGACCCUCAGUUUAAACACCUCCAGUUUGAUGUAUCUAAUGGUGGAAGUCACAGAAUGAUCCCAGGACUGAAGAAAUAUCUGUGUGUCCUCACCUGGGACAAGGCCUGUGCAGGGGUGCAGUUUUCAGAGGAGCAGAGGACAGCGUCCCGCUCUGAGGACGGCCCAGACUCGGUGCUGGUGCGAGGAGCACAGGGGCUGAGCGGUCGCUGUUACUGGGAGAUCGAGGCCUCUGAACCGUUCAACAUCGGAGUGACACACUGGAGCAGAGGGCUGGAGGAGUUUAGGCUGGGACAAAACCAGACGUCCUGGAGUUUUGUUUACUCUGAAGGGGGCUGCUACGGUUUCCACGACAACAAGAGCUUCCCAGUCUCUGUCCACUGCUCACGCUCCAGUCGACUGGCCGUUUAUCUUGACCACACGUCCGGGGUCCUGUCCUUCUACAGAGUCACUGCAGACAGUCAAACACAUCUCUACACUUUCAGAGAGACAUUCAAUGAUGUUCUGUUUGCUGCUGCUGAGCUGAAGAUGAAGGGCUUUGCCAAAUUUUACCACGAUCAGAGCAGACAAGAAUAACCUUUAACCUGAGAAAUCAAUGAUUCAAGAGUCGAUGAAGGUGAUCGGUGUAGGUAGAGCCACUGUCUCAGCUCCAGUCAGUGCAUGGGCCGUGUGCUCACAGGGCCAGGGCAGCAUUUGGGACAUUUUUUUUUUCAGUCUCAUUUAAAAAUGUUAAUAAAUUUUUAGUUACAAUAAAAAAAAACCACACACAUUACAUGAUAUAACUCACCGAGUUACAUGGAAUCAAAUGCUCGCUCACAGACAAAUGAAGCCAGUCCCUUGUUAAAGUAAGUCUGCUCUCCUCACAGUCACAUGUAAAAGACGAGGUUUAGUGUCACUAGAUGUUCACCAGACGUGCACAAGUUCACAAAUCUCAAUUGGAACAUGUGCUAGCCAUUAGCUUGAGCUAAAAUAAAACAUCAAAAUGUUUACACCUUCAGCAAUUACUUUUAAUCACGGCGACAUGGAAGGGUACACACUUCACUAUGGAUACUUUGCAGUGACAUCAUGCUGGGGCUCUGCAUGUAUGUCUAUAACAGAAUGUGCAGCAGUUACCAUGGUGACAAGUUUUUAGAGUCUGAAAACUCCAAAUACAAAACAAAAUGGAUUUCAAGAGCACGUUUCAGGAGCCUGGUCAGUCCGAGCUCAUGGUCUUGUUUAGGAGUUUGAUUUUACAGAAAAAGCUGUUGGCUAAUGCUAAUGCUAAUACUAAUGCUAGCUAGCUUAUAAUUUCAGAGGGACUUGUUUAACAGCACAAAUCAGCUCACCUGUUGUAGUUCCAACUAAGUCAGUUCUUUGGUCAGACUGUGUUAGAACAAAACGUGGAUAAAGUCUAAUUUAAGUAACAGCUAUAGACAGAGCAGUGCUUCCAGUUAGCAUCACACACCCAGGGAAUCUUGAUGACACCAGCUGCAAAGUAUCAAUUAAAAGGCGUUAAAUUAACAUGAUCCUUUUUCUGGGGCUGAGUGAUGUGGCAAAAUAAUUAAUCACAAUCUUUUCAUUAAUGUUUUUUUGGCACAAUUUUGUUUAGUGAAAUAAAAACCCCAGGAUCAUGUAGAGGGUUAAUACGAACAUUUAAGACCAGAAUGAGUCUGAAGGACAGAGACAGAGAGAGGAGACAGUUUUUCAAUAGAAAGUGAAUUGGAGCCAGAGUCGAUGGAGCCGGAAGUGCACCAUGAUCACUUCCUGUUUGGGAUGCAGCGGUUAGCAUAUUAGCUCUGUCCAUUUAUUUAAACAGUCUGUGGCUAAAUUCAGUAAAUCUUUGCAGAGGAGUCAGUGGACGUGGAGGUGCGGGUGGAUGUCACUGACAACAAGUUCAUGUAGAAGAAAUAUAUUUUACUAGAUAAAAGUAUUUCAAUUAUUUACUUUACUACAGUUUUGCUUAAGGAGCAUACUGAUAUUAUAAGAUGUUUAUUUGUUUUGUUUUUUCAUAACAUUUCAACACUUUACUCAGUUUCUUUGGAUGUUGCACAGUUUUUGUUAAAGACACUCAAUGUAACUUUUCUGGUGGAGGAUUAAUUCUGUCAUGUUUUAUGGCAUUUUGUUGAACACACCAAACUAAACAACAACAUCACCAGGACAAUAGAAGGAUCCAGGCUCAGACUCCAGACUAGUUUGUUUUUGGUUUCGUUUUGACGUUUUAGUUUUUUACUUUUGUUUUUGGUUUGACUCUUUCCUAGUCCUGGUUUAGUCCUGGUUUAGUCCUGGUUUAGUCCUGGUUUAGUCCUGGUUUAGACCUGGUUUAGUCCUGGUUUAGACCUGGUUUAGUCCUGGUUUAGUCCUGGUUUAGUCCUGGUUUAGACCUGGUUUAGUCCUGGUUUAGACCUGGUUUAGUCCUGGUUUAGUCCUGGUUUAGUCCUGGUUUAGACCUGGUUUAGACCUGGUUUAGUCCAGGUUUAGUCCUGGUCUAGUCCUGGUCUAGUCCUGGUUUAGUCCUGGUCUAGUCCUGGUUUAGUCCUGGUUUAGUCCUGGUCUAGUCCUGGUCUAGUCCUGGUUUAGUCCUGGUUUAGUCCUGGUUUAGUCCUGGUUUAGUCCUGGUCUAGUCCUGGUCUAGUCCUGGUUUAGUCCUGGUCUAGUCCUGGUUUAGUCCUGGUCUAGUCCUGGUCUAGUCCUGGUUUAGUCCUGGUCUAGUCCUGGUCUAGUCCUGGUCUAGUCCUGGUUUAGUCCUGGUCUAGUCCUGGUUUAGUCCUGGUUUAGACCUGGUUUAGUCCUGGUCUAGUCCUGGUCUAGUCCUGGUCUAGUCCUGGUUUAGUCCUGGUCUAGUCCUGGUUUAGUCCUGGUUUAGUCCUGGUUUAGUCCUGGUUUAGUCCUGGUCUAGUCCUGGUUUAGUCCUGGUUUAGUCCUGGUUUAGUCCUGGUUUAGUCCUGGUCUAGUCCUGGUCUAGUCCUGGUUUAGUCCUGGUUUAGUCCUGGUGUAGUCCUGGUUUAGUCCUGGUUUAGUCCUGGUCUAGUCCUGGUUUAGUCCUGGUUUAGUCCUGGUUUAGUCCUGGUUUAGUCCUGGUCUAGUCCUGGUUUAGUCCUGGUUUAGACCUGGUUUAGUCCUGGUCUAGUCCUGGUCUAGUCCUGGUCUAGUCCUGGUCUAGUCCUGGUCUAGUCCUGGUUUAGUCCUGGUUUAGUCCUGGUUUAGUCCUGGUCUAGUCCUGGUCUAGUCCUGGUCUAGUCCUGGUUUAGUCCUGGUCUAGUCCUGGUUUAGUCCUGGUUUAGUCCUGGUUUAGUCCUGGUUUAGUCCUGGUUUAGUCCUGGUUUAGUCCUGGUUUAGUCCUGGUCUAGUCCUGGUCUAGUCCUGGUUUAGUCCUGGUUUAGUCCUGGUUUAGUCCUGGUUUAGUCCUGGUUUAGUCCUGGUCUAGUCCUGGUUUAGUCCUGGUCUAGUCCUGGUUUAGUCCUGGUCUAGUCCUGGUUUAGUCCUGGUUUAGUCCUGGUUUAGUCCUGGUCUAGUCCUGGUCUAGUCCUGGUUUAGUCCUGGUCUAGUCCUGGUUUAGUCCUGGUUUAGUCCUGGUUUAGUCCUGGUUUAGUCCUGGUCUAGUCCUGGUCUAGUCCUGGUUUAGUCCUGGUGUAGUCCUGGUUUAGUCCUGGUCUAGUCCUGGUGUAGUCCUGGUUUAGUCCUGGUUUAGUCCUGGUUUAGUCCUGGUUUAGUCCUGGUUUAGUCCUGGUUUAGUCCUGGUUUACUUUGGUUUUGUGUGACGCUCGAUGAAAUAAAACAUAAAUACUGUUUUCUCCACAUCUUGUACUUCACUGUUUUAUUUUCAUAUUUUGACAUUUUUAAACUCGACUGAAUGAUUUGAUCUGAUUUUUAUUUGACCUUUUUUACCUGAUUUGACC